ACUCGCGCGCGUCCGGUCCGUCCCCACUCACACACUCACUCCCACUCCCCCUCUUUACUCCCCACGCCGCCGCGCCGGGCCGCCGACAAGCCACGCCUCCCCGGUCCCCACCCCACCUCGCGCCGGACCGCAGCGCAGCGCAGUGCGGCCGUGCCAUCAAUCCACCAUCCACCCUCGGCGCUCAGGCGAUGGCGGGCCGCUCGUCGUCGUCGUGGGGCCCGAGCCCCGCGGCGGUGACGGCGCUGGUGGCGCUGCUCGGGCUCGGCGUCGCGGCAUACAUCGUCGGCCCGCCGCUCUACUGGCACGUCGCCGAGGCGCUCGGCGGCUCGGCGGGAGCCUGCCCCGCGUGCGCCUGCGACUGCGACGCGCUCCCGCUGCUCCAGCUCCCCGAAGACUGUGCCAAGCAAUUCAAAGAGGUCAAGAAUCAUGCUUCCGGUGAAGAAACAGAGUUACUAAUAGAAGAGCUAAAGCAGAGAGAGGAGGAUGCAACAGAAGCUCAGCAACAAGCCGAUGUAAAGUUGCUCGAGGCUAAAAAACUAGCUUCGCAGUAUCAAAAGGAGGCUGACAAAUGCAGUUCAGGUAUGGAUACAUGUGAAGAAGCUAGGGAGAAGUCAGCAGAGUCGCUGCUCGGUCAAAGGAAAUUAACUGCUUUGUGGGAGGAAAGAGCUCGGGAACUUGGAUGGAAACCCGGGAAUGUCAAACCACACCUGAAUCAGUAACGAACACUGGAGGACGGUGAUUGAUACAGCAUGCCAACCAAUAGAGAUCUUAUUACAAACACCCUCCCUCGGUGAUAGUGGCAAGGAAAAAGGGUUUCAAUUCUGGUGACCUUGCCUCACUUUGGGCCACGACGAGUUCCUUUGUCCAUAGUUAUUUUAUAUUGGGUUUGUCAGCAUUGUCACCAACGUCCAUAGCUGUUCGUCAGCAUUGUGUUAAAAUGGCCACAGAAUGACACUCAUCGCCUGUAAGUCUUUAAAGGGUGAUCAGUUUCUUGGUUGUUGUUUAUGAAUUAUGGUAGUAAAGAAGGAAUUGCUCUUAUUUCUACAGAGUUGUGGACUGGAUAGUUGUUAAUGAGUUGUGACAUUCUGUUUUCCCCAAAUUCUCAUGAUAUUUUGAGAUGAAGAUGGUGUAGUAUAUAUUUAUUUGAGAUGA
Messenger RNA from Aegilops tauschii subsp. strangulata, 1152 nucleotides. RefSeq lists its product as uncharacterized. The record is from RefSeq and is a predicted model, not a curated record. Lineage: Eukaryota; Viridiplantae; Streptophyta; Magnoliopsida; Poales; Poaceae.